GAAGAGUCGGAGCCUGUGGAAGCCAGGGCUGUUUUUUGCCUUUUUUUAGCACCCCCCCUCCAUGGGGAUGGGGGUGAAUUGGGGGUGGGCAGAAGGUUUAAACCUCCCCCUUCCUGCUGCGGUGCUGGGGGUCUGGAUGGGUGCCUGCUCACCCCGAGGUGAAAAAUAACACCACACUCAGCGGUCCGUAAGGGGAAGACGGGGAAAGGGAAUGGGAAGGCCGUCAUUGGACCCAUCUGGUUUGAGCACCCAGGUCUUACAGGGGCGUGUGUUGGGGGCCCCGUCUGCACCUUUUGCUUUCUUGGCUGUAGAAGGAUCUGUGCAGGCCGUGUCUGCAAAGGGGCACCCUGGACGUGGCCCCCAGAGGCAGAGAACCUUCGCAAGGGGUCACCUGCAAGGAGUCCGUCGGGGACGCAGAGCAAGAGAGAGAGAAAAGGGACGUUGGCAUCAUCUUACCGGCCGCAGCGGUGUGGCACUCAGAGAGCCCAUGGACGUUUGGAGAUCCCGGAUGCAGAAGCUGAAGAGCAAGAAGCCGGCCCGCCGGUCCUACACCAUUUACCGCAACGCUGCCGAGGCGGACGGAGAGACAGAGAUGGAGGGGCUGCAGGUGAAGGAGGGCGAGGGUGACGGCCCCGUGGCAAGCCUGGCCCGCAGCGGCGCCGAGAGGACUGGUGAAGUGGCCCCAUGCCCGUGGACGGACCGCUGCAAGGCCGUGGUGUACCUGCUGCUCGUGGGCCUCCUGAUCUUCAUCGUAGGGUUCCUCCUGGGGUACAUCUCGUCCGGCCGCACCUCUUGCACGACCUGUGGAGACAUCCUGGUGAACGAUGACAGCCCGUACGAGGCGGAGGACAGCCAGGGAGGCGCCACCAUGUACUGGGCUGAGCUGCGGGAGAUGUUUCAGAAGUACCUCGACGAGGAGACGAUUGAAAGGACCAUCCGAAAGAUGAGCGAGGGGCCCCACCCGCCCGGCUCGCCUCGCCUCGACACGCUCUCCAGGCACAUCCUCAGCUCCUUCACCUCUUACGGCCUGGACCACAGCUGGACAGACAGCCACUACGUGGGGCUGCAGCGCCCCAACCGGAUACAGCCCAAUUUCCUGCACCGCGUGGAUGCCAAUGGCGUUGUGCUGGAGAAGCUGCCCCUGGAAGACCCGGAGGUCUAUUGCCCCUACAGCGCCUCCACCACGGCCACGGGUGGCCUGGUUUUUGCCAACUACGGGCGCCGAGAGGACUUUGCAGCCUUGCAGCAGCGUGGUGUCAGCCCACAGGGUCACCUGGUCAUUGUUCGUGUUGGGGAGAUCAGCUACGCUGAGAAGGUUGCCAACGCAGAGGCUGCCCAGGCCAAAGGCGUCCUCAUCUACCCAGACCCCUUUGAUGUCCCGCAAGAUCCCCGUAAACUCGGUCUAUCCCCAAACACAAGCAUUUAUGGACAUGUUCACAUGGGUGCUGGAGACCCCUACAGCCCUGGCUUCCCUUCCUUCAACCACACCCAGUUCCCCCCGAUACAGUCCUCGGGACUCCCCACCAUCCCUGCUCACCCCAUUAGUGCUGCGGUGGCCACCCGCCUGCUCAGGCGCCUGACGGGCCCCACCGCCCCCCAAGCCUGGAAGGGGCGCCUCCUUGGCGUGCUGUACCAGCUCGGUCCGGGGGAGCCUGGCUUCCGGCUGCAGCUGGGAGUUCAGAAUGUGAAGCGGUCAGUGAUGAUCAGCAACAUCUUUGGGUGCAUCGAAGGGAGAUUUGAGCCAGAUCAUUAUCUCAUUGUGGGGGCUCAGCGGGAUUCUCUGGGACCGGGUGCCGCCCGUUCUGGGGUGGGCACGGCCAUUCUGCUGGAGCUGGCCCGUACCUUUGCAGCCAUGGUGCAAAAUGGGUUCCAGCUACGAAGGAGUUUGCUCUUUGUGAGUUGGGACGCCGGGGAUUUUGGCAGCGUGGGAUCCACUGAAUGGCUGGAGGGGUAUCUGACUAUGUUGCACCUCAAGGCAGCUGCGUACAUCAGCCUGGACAACGCAGUUCUGGGAGAUGACAAAUUCUUGGCCAAGACCAGCCCAGCUCUGGUCAGCCUCAUUGAAAGCGUCAUCAGGCAGGUGGACAGCCCCAACCGCAGCGGCCAGAGCAUCUUCGACCAGGUGACGGAGCAAGGCCAGCGCUGGGAGAGCGAGGUCAUCCAUCCGCUUCCCAUGGACAGCAGCGCCUUUGCGUUCACCUCGUUUGGAGGGGUCCCUGCUGUGGAAUUCUCCUUCGCAGAGGACUCUCGCCUGUACCCGUUCCUCAACACGAUGGCGGACACGUACGACAACCUCAACCGCGCGCUCUACGGGCGUCUCCCUGCCGUGGCCAAGACCGUGGCUGAGGUCGUGGGCCACCUGCUGAUCAAGCUGACCCACGACCACCUCCUGCCCCUCGACUACUGGUGCUACGGGGAUGUGCUCUUGCAACACAUCACGCGCUUCAACGCAUACACCACCCAGCUGAAGAGCCGUGGGCUGACCCUGCAAUGGAUGUACUCAGCCAGGGGGGAUUACACUCGGGCGGCCGAGAAGCUGCGGAAGGACAUCUACAGCUCCGAAGAACACAAUGAGAGGCUGUUGCGCAUGUACAACGUCCGCAUCAUGCGGGUGGAGUUCUACUUCCUGUCUCAGUACGUGGCGGUCACAGAGACUCCGUUCCGACACAUCUUGCACGGCCGGGGUCCCCACACCCUGGGGGCUCUGCUAGAACACGUCAGCCUCUUGCGGGACGCCCCAGAGAGGUUUGACGAAGCCCUCUUCCGCCGCCAGCUGGCCCUCGUCACCUGGACGCUGCAAGGGGCGGCAAACGCCCUGAGCGGGGACGUCUGGAAUAUUGACAACAACUUCUGACCCCCAAAGGGGAAGAUGUCGAAGGGCGCCUCCUCCCCGUUGGAGCCGAAAUGAACAUUUUGCACACACCCCAAACGUGCCAAAACUGAAGUCUGAAGUUUGAAUUCUCAAUAUUCAAUACUGAGAAAUCUCCGUGUUCAACAUGUUCUCCUUCUUCCCUCAAAACCUCUACUAUCAAAGAGCAUCGGAGAUUGCUGCAAAACAAUUUCGUUUGGCAGAAUAGAGAUGUUUGAACUUCUCACAUUCUCAAGCAAACCCUCAAAUUCAGCUCCGUCUCCUAAACUCUUCUAUAUUCUCUACGCAACCUGGAUCCUUUCCCUCCCCUAUUCUUAACUUAUCAGUGGCAGGGGUCACUAUAAAUUGUUCAUGUAUUGCUAUGCAAUAGGAUAACAUGCCGUGGUUGUAUUCCCUCAACUUAAUUCCCCCCCACUUUGUUAAUGACCUCGUUAAUGACUUGCCCUCCUAAUGUAUCAGUGGCGGUGUCUGCUAUGAAUUGAUUUGAUUUAUUGCUAUGUAAUAGAGCAAAGUCCUGUGUUUCACUUCCACCUGCUAUUUUGCAGCCCCCACCCCACCCCCACCCCCCAAUUUCCCAUUUGUCAGUUGUCCCUUUGCUGAUCCCCUCCAGCUUAAUUAAUUUAUCAGUGGCAGUGAUCACUAUAAAUGUUUAUUGCUAUGCGAUAUAAUGAAAACCUACCUACCUUACCUCAUAAAUAAUAACUGAAACCUUGUUAGUUUAUCAGUGGCAGAGAUCACUAUAAAUUAUUUCUUAUUA
Molecule: messenger RNA, 3626 nt
Organism: Elgaria multicarinata webbii
Lineage: Eukaryota; Metazoa; Chordata; Lepidosauria; Squamata; Anguidae
Gene: TFR2
Product: transferrin receptor 2
Exons: 19
Coding region: 212-2854 (880 amino acids)
Biological process (GO): endocytic iron import into cell; transferrin transport
Cellular component (GO): external side of plasma membrane
Molecular function (GO): transferrin receptor activity
Source: RefSeq, a predicted model, not a curated record